This is a messenger RNA of Didymodactylos carnosus, 1224 nucleotides long. The record is from the annotation of a GenBank genome assembly. Lineage: Eukaryota; Metazoa; Rotifera; Eurotatoria; Philodinida; Philodinidae.
AUGUCAUUAACAGCAGAGGUGGAAAAUAAUAAUAUUGUAAUAAUGAAAUCCACAAAAAAAUCAUUUCAUAUUCCACCGUCCUAUACGUUUACAUCAUUAUCAUCAUCACGUCGUACAACAUCUCUAUCGACAAUAGUUCAUCCAAUCGGGUCUACUUCGUCUUAUCGAUCACCUCAUAUAUCUUCAGCACUAUCACCACAGAUACAAUGUCAACUAAAACCACAGCCAACAUCAGUUGGAAUUCAUACAACAUCUAAGGUGGACAAUAAUGACGAUUAUGUAACACCUCCAACGAGUGUAAAAGAUUCAAAUCCAUUUUUGAGUACUACAGAAAAUGGAAUCUCUAGUUCAUCACCAAAGAAAAAAUCUGUAAAUAUUACAGUGAAACAAAAUCAUUUGUCAACACAACCGUUAACUACGCAACUAAUAAAUUCGACAGCAACAGCAACAAUUAAUACCAAUAGUAAUGCAAUAUCAAAAGUAUCUGCUCAAAAAGAAACAGCCAAACAUAAAUCACAUCGUUUAUCCAACGAGAUUGAGAGAAUUGUUCAAGAUCAUUUGAAAUAUGAUCGAGAAAAUGUAUCCGACUUAUGGGAACUCAUUCAUCAUGAAGGCGAAAUGAAAGUUUAUCGCCGCGAAGUAGAAGAAAAUGGAAUUGUUGUUGAUCCACUCAAAUGUUUUCAUACAGUAAAGGGUGUAACUGGACGUGAAAUAUGUCAUUAUUUUUUUGACCCAACCUAUCGAAUGGACUGGGAAACUACGUUGGAUUCAACGAAAGUUAUCGAAACACUCGAUAAAGAUAAUCCAGAUACACUCAUAUUCUUUCAACUACAUAAACGUGUAUGGCCAUCUGCUCAACGUGACUCAUGUUUUUGGUCACACAUACGUUGUGUAUCGACUGGUGAAGAAGAUCAACCACUUUGGAUCGUCGUUAAUUAUACCACUGAUCAUGCUCAAGCACCAAUAAAAUCUCCAUUCGUUCGACUUGUGGCUAAUGUAGCUUUAACAUGUGAAACACAAAUCAUUGAACCACCAUUAAAUCCAAAAGAUAUUAAACGAGAAAAUCUUCUGUGCAAAUUGACUUAUGUUGCAUUUGUGAAUCCUGGUGGUUGGGCGCCAGCUGCUGCUCUUCGUGCAAUUGCAAAACGUGAAUAUCCUAAAUUUCUUAAACGUUUUACAAGCUAUGUUAUUGAACAAACACGAGAUCAACCAAUUUUGUUUUAA